Messenger RNA from Gasterosteus aculeatus aculeatus (three-spined stickleback), 1101 nucleotides. It is a transcript of the gene isca1, whose product is annotated as iron-sulfur cluster assembly 1. NCBI's taxonomy places the organism in Eukaryota, Metazoa, Chordata, Actinopteri, Perciformes, Gasterosteidae. Gene Ontology annotation, cellular component: cytoplasm; mitochondrion. Gene Ontology annotation, molecular function: 2 iron, 2 sulfur cluster binding. The record is from RefSeq and is a predicted model, not a curated record. Gene Ontology annotation, biological process: iron-sulfur cluster assembly.
AUUACUUGACGCGCGUGCGCAGUUCAAUGUUGUGAUUAUAAGCGCAGCGAUGUCUGCCUCCAUGGUGCGGGCGACCGUCCGAGCGGUCAGCAAAAGAAAGAUAUUAUCUACGAGAGCCGCACUGACUCUGACUCCAGCAGCUGUGAACAAGAUCAGGUUUUUGCUGCAGAACAAGCCAGAAUAUAUCGGUUUGAAGGUCGGGGUGAGAACUCGCGGCUGUAACGGAAUGACCUACACCCUGGACUACACCAAGGAGAAAGGGAAGUCUGACGAGGAGGUGCUGCAGGACGGCGUGAGGGUGUUCAUAGAGAAGAAGGCCCAGCUGACCCUGCUGGGCACUGAGAUGGACUUUGUGGAGUCAAAGCUGGCCAGCGAAUUCAUCUUCAACAAUCCCAACAUCAAGGGCACCUGCGGCUGCGGGGAGAGCUUCAACAUCUGAGCAUCUCCCCCCCCCCCGACCCGCUGCACCGUGCCAUUGUUCCGAACCCCGUCUCAUCCAUGAAGAGCGAGAGACUGAAUAGUAAAGAGGGAGUCGGGCUCCUGAGGCGCGGCGGCGUUUCCUACCAAUGCUCUUACUGCAGACCACUUGCACACACACACACAGCUCAUGUAUGCAUACACAUGCCUCGAGGAAGGUUUGGAAUUGGUUCUGUGUCGUCGAACCUCUCAGCCAGGUGGUUUUAGGUUCAGUUACCUCUGAUGAUGACAACAAUAUACGCACAAAUUAUUUUCAGAAAGUCAAAUUUAAGUUGGUAAAGCUUGAAUCCAUCGGCCCACAGCCAACCUCAGCUGUUUGAUAGCACACUGUAAGACAGUGUGCUAUCAUGACGCCAGCAGUGUGCAACAGUGGAAGAGUUUGUGUCUUGAAACUGCUUUUUUCAUUUGUAAACUGUAUAUUUAUCUCAGAGUGUAAAUAUAAAGAAUGUAUACCUCCAUUGAACCGCGCAAGCGCACAAAAAUAACAUCCCUCACAUAAGACAACACGAGGAUUGUUAUAUUUUCUUUUUUUCUUUUAGUUUGAUCAAAGCCAGGAUGUUGUUCUCACUCUGCAAUAUGUCACAUAUGUACAUAUGAAAUAAUAAAUGGCUAAAUCCAGUAAAA